GUGUCAAAGUUUCAGCUUGAGCACGUGUACCGAGUUAAAAAUCUUAUCGUAAUGUUAUCAGAUUUUCAGUAAGUCAGAUCGUCCCGAAAAGCGCCCACAUCUCCUGCAGAACUCGAAGAAACAUUUUACUAUGCCUUCUGACUUCUUUGUGAGUGAGUGAUAUUUUGAAAAAAAAUUUGUGCAGUGCCGCUAAUACCCAGUUGUCAUGAUUAUAUCAAAAGAUCUUUUUCUGCUGGGGGACCAAGACUACUUGAGGCUCCCUAAUAAAGACGAAAAGAGGCCAGCUAUGAUAAGACCUGUCGUCAAACCACAGAGGGUAGAGACAACAGCAGUACAUUUUCCAAGUCUACUCACCGACCAGCGUCCGCUUCCAGUCCACCUAGCCUUCAGGGGCAUCACAGUCAGUGCUGGCAACCGACCGAUCCUCCAGGACAUAGAUGGACUCGUCAGGCCCGGCCAGAUCCUGGCCGUCAUGGGCCCGAGCGGAUGUGGAAAGACGACCCUCCUCAACGCACUCAGCGGUCGCCUGAAAUUGGAUUCCGGUCAGAUCUUUCUCAACAGGGAUCCGCUAUGCAAGAGGUGGAAGAGAAAGAUCUGCUACGUCCUCCAGCAGGACAUAUUCUUCCCGGACUUAUCGCUAAGGCAAACUUUAGAGUACACAGCAAGACUGAGAUUACCUGAAACAAUGAGUCAUUCACAAAAGAUGCAGUACGUGGACCACAUAAUCGAGGUCCUGGAGCUGGGGAACUGUCAGGACACCAUAAUAGGGGAUUACAUGAAGAGGGGGCUCAGCGGGGGGGAGAAGAAGAGGGCGAACAUCGCAUGUGAACUGCUAACUAAUCCGUCACUCAUGCUUCUUGAUGAACCGACAUCCGGCUUGGACUCGCACGCAGCCCUCAGCCUUAUGACCACGCUGAAACGGUACGCGGUUUCAGAGGGAAAAACAGUAGUUAUAACGCUCCAUCAGCCUUCGUCGCAGAUAUUCCAUCUUUGUGAUAAAUUGCUUCUCCUCUGCAGUGGCCAGACGGCCUAUUAUGGUGAUACAUGCAAAGUUGUCGACUUCUUUAGCAGCGUUGGACUGAAUAUUAUGCCCCAUUAUAAUCCUGCGGAUUUUAUACUGGAACAAGUCAAAGGACCUUCGGAAUUGAGACAAAGGAUUAUAUUGGCAGCUAAGGAGGCGAGGAAGAACAAGGACUAUCCCGUUGAGUUGAGUCAAGAUUGUCAAUAUAUCACGGAUAAAUAUAACGACCAUUCUACCAAAAUCGUACCUGCUUCGCACGGGCCAUAUCCAAGUCUAGAACAAGACACAUUAAACUCAGUGGAACCAGACGUCCGAAGGCUGUGGCUGGACACGCACUCGCACGCUUCCUCCUCGGUGAGUUCGGAGACGAGCGACUCGGACUGUUACUUCUCGUGGCCUACCAGCUUCUGGACGCAGUUCAAAGUAUUAUCGCAGAGGAAUUUCCAGGAGGCGAGGCCCAGGAUGUUAUCCAAAUUGUACUGGGUCCAGACGAUAGGUCUGGGCAUCCUGGCGGGACUCCUUUGGUUUCAGCUGGAGAGGAACGAGGACGCCCUCCACGAUAUUCAGGGGUGGAUGUUCUUCUCCACCACGUAUUGGAUGUUGUUCGCGCAUUUCGGGGCUCUCAGUUCUUUCCCCCCAGAACGAGAAGUGAUAAACAAAGAAAGGCAGUCGGGGGCCUACAGAUUAUCAGCUUACUACCUAGCCAAAAUGAUAGGGGAGCUACCGUUAACGAUGACACUCCCAGCAGUUUACCAUCUCAUAUCAUAUCCGAUGCUAGGAUUCCAUUCGCCGCUUGUGUUCCUGACGCUGCUGGGCUUCCUGCUGCUGAACACGGUGGUGGCGCAGAGCGUCGGCUUCUUCAUAGGCGCCUGCUGCAUGGACAUGCAGGUGAGCAUCACGAUCAGCGCCCUUUACACGCUGGCGACCCAACUGUUUGGCGGUUACCUAGCCACGAACAUACCGGCCUGGCUCACGUGGAUGCGGUACAUGUCGAUGGUCCACUACGCUUACCAGAACAUGCAGAUCAUCGAGUUCGGCGAGGGGCUGCCCAUCAAAUGUGCGGAACAAUCCAAAUUCAAAAUCUGCACCAAAACGUCCCACAUACCAGUAACCUCCAUAUUGGAAGCCCAGGGAACAUAUCUGCCCCUUUGGGCGAACACCAUCGUCCUGUUGGCCUUCUUACUUGUAUUUCGUAUACUAGGUUAUAUAGUCUUACGUUACUUUAAAGCUCCCAAGUGA
Molecule: messenger RNA, 2260 nt
Organism: Anoplophora glabripennis (Asian longhorned beetle)
Lineage: Eukaryota; Metazoa; Arthropoda; Insecta; Coleoptera; Cerambycidae
Gene: E23
Product: ABC transporter G family member 14
Exons: 9
Coding region: 206-2260 (684 amino acids)
Cellular component (GO): plasma membrane
Molecular function (GO): ATP binding; ABC-type transporter activity; ATP hydrolysis activity
Source: RefSeq, a predicted model, not a curated record